AUGACAUAUGGUGGUCUGGACUGCAGAUACUGGCCAACAUAUCCACCUAUGGAUGUUCGGCUUCCCCAUGAACUCAAUGUUUAUCAGGAUAUUUUUAAGGAAUUCUACUUAAGCAAGCACAGUGGGAGAAGAUUAAUGUGGCAAAAUUCAUUAGGUCACUGUGUGUUGAAAGCAGAAUUUCCGAAAGGUAAAAAGGAGCUCGCAGUUUCUCUAUUUCAGACUGUUGCUUUGAUGCUGUUUAAUGAUGCCCAAAAGCUUAGCUUUCAUGAUAUUAAAGACUCUACUAGCAUUGAGGAGAAGGAGCUGAGAAGAACUCUGCAGUCCCUUGCAUGCGGAAAAGUUCGUGUCCUUCAAAAGAUUCCCAAAGGUAGAGAAGUGGAGGACAAUGAUUUGUUUUUGUUUAAUGAUCAAUUUGCUGCACCUCUCUAUCGUAUAAAGGUAAAUGCUAUUCAGAUGAAGGAAACAGUGGAAGAGAAUACAAGCACCACUGAAAGAGUAUUCCAGGACCGUCAAUAUCAGGUUGAUGCUGCUAUUGUUCGGAUAAUGAAGACUAGAAAAGUGCUGAGUCACACACUCUUGAUAACUGAACUCUUUCAGCAGCUCAAGUUUCCGAUAAAACCAACCGACUUGAAGAAAAGGAUUGAGAGCCUCAUUGACAGGGAGUACCUUGAGCGAGACAAGAGCAACCCACAAAUAUACAAUUACUUGGCAUAA
Molecule: messenger RNA, 714 nt
Organism: Ilex paraguariensis (yerba mate)
Lineage: Eukaryota; Viridiplantae; Streptophyta; Magnoliopsida; Aquifoliales; Aquifoliaceae
Source: the annotation of a GenBank genome assembly